Molecule: messenger RNA, 3450 nt
Organism: Prionailurus viverrinus (fishing cat)
Lineage: Eukaryota; Metazoa; Chordata; Mammalia; Carnivora; Felidae
Gene: OSR2
Product: odd-skipped related transciption factor 2
Exons: 4
Coding region: 2114-3052 (312 amino acids)
Biological process (GO): regulation of transcription by RNA polymerase II; embryo development; urogenital system development
Cellular component (GO): nucleus
Molecular function (GO): RNA polymerase II transcription regulatory region sequence-specific DNA binding; DNA-binding transcription factor activity, RNA polymerase II-specific
Source: RefSeq, a predicted model, not a curated record
AAAGAACCCUCUAGGGAAAACUUGUUGUUUAAAAAAACAAAACAAAACCUAAACUCCUACGCGUUCUACUUCCAUGCUGUUUGUCAAAUCUACUUUAAGCAGUUAAAUGCUGAAGGAUAUUAAACACUUGGCUCGCUAUUCCAAGCUCACUUUUUAACCUUGGAGAAUUUGAAAUUGGAAAGAAAGGGAAAAAAAGAUCUGCUAUCCCUGAAUUAUGUUUUAUCAGAAGAACGAAAAAUUCCAUCCAUCUGGACAUAAAUAAAAUAGAAGGAAUUGUAUCUUAUUAAUAUAAUAUCUCGUAGCUUCUGCCUGGGUCACCAAUUACUGGUUAACCUUUUGACAAAUUUUAGGCUUCUGCUUAUAUUUACCCACUUCCCCGCACGAUGAGAUUAUUGUAAUUGUCCUUUGGGGCGGCACAUCCAACACCAUCUUUUGACGGAACACUUUUGAAUUGUACACAGCAUUUGGGCUGGAAGAUUGGCGCCCCUCAAAGCGCGAACUUGCCGGGGGCUAACGCAAAUCCCCUCUGGCGACUCGUCUGGGACGAAAGGCGUUUUCUUCAGUGUUGCUCACACAGAUCUCAUCUGGAAAGAGGCUGUUUAAAAUGAGUGUGUCAUUCCCUUUCUGUCACUAGGUCACCCUACUUACGGCUUAGCUGAAGUGCGUUCUGCAAUUACGCUUAUCCAGGACCAAACCUUUAGAAGAACCUGAAAAUUUUAUCACUACACUUCAAUUCGAUUAAGUUUUCCUGGAGACUGAAAAGUGAACUGCAUUUUUUUUUUUUUUUGCUGGAAAUGAAGAUGUACAUGUUUUGAGAAGCUACAAUAGUAUUUUCCUAAAAAUUUAAAGUGAUUGUUCUUCACCCAUUCCAGAUGGAUUCUUUAUUGUUUGCCAAUGGGUUGCAGAUGCCCACCCCUUUAACCAAGUUGGUUAACUGCUUAUAAAAUGUACACUGGCUGAUUAAACCUUAAAUACUGGAAGAAAUUUCUUCUGGGACAUUCCACAUGUCUUUGCAGUAAUUACGAAAUUAGUCAAUUGUCACCUCUAAAAACAAACUUCGUUUUGAAAACAGCAAGCAAGAGCAGACUACAGAUAUAGUCAUAAUUCACAAAAAGUAUGUACAAAGCGGUAUUUAAAAUUGAAGGAAGGGUGAUAUAUGCUGGAAUAUACAAUCUACAACUGAUUGACUUUACCCUACGGAGAAGAUAGUUAUAUUAAACGUGUUAAGAUGUGGAAAUUAAUCCGGCGAGCGCGCCAAGUAAAACUACAAAAAGCCCUUUGGGUUUCUCUGCAGGGUCUUCAGGACGCAGAGAACCAGUUGUUUGGUUUCUCACAGUGUAAGGAAAAGUGGCACGGAGAAGGAAGGGGGUGGGCCUUGCUUGUGCGUGAAUUUUGAACUGAGUCACCUUCGGCUCAUCUCUGUAACAGGGGGAACCUCCAGCAAACCUGUGCCUUUAAGACUCAGUUGCUAUCCAAACACAAGUAAACAGAGUGGACCAUUAGCGGGCGCCGGGCUCGGAGGCGGAGCCAGGCUCCGUGGGCCCCGCGCGGCUGCAGGACGCCCGCCCGAAGGGGAGGCGGGGCUGCUACUAAAGCCCGGGACUCCGGGCCGCGAGCAGCCUGGGGAGGGACGCGGGCGGGGACAGAGCUCCGAGCGCGCGCUGCUGGAGGGUGAUGGCCCUGCGAGGCUGCAGACUCCGACCUUACCCGGAGUCCGCGGCAAGAGGCUCGCGGAGACGCGGGGUUCCGGACGAGCGCUGAGCCCCGGCUUAACCACCCCCCCGGGCUUUACAAACUCCACGUCCACAGUCCCCCACGAAGGCGAGGAUCCGCUCUAGUUUUUGCUGCUCGUCGUCCUCCAGAUCAUGUCCGCGGCUCCCGGGAUUCCGCUCGGAAAAAGAAGUUUGCCCGGCGAGGACCCAAUGACCUUUCCGAGCCGUGCGCCUCACUACCUGGGCCGGGUCUGAGCGAAGGUGCCCAGGCGGACCUUUCCGAGGGAGGGUUUUCUCUGCGUGCCUUUGUCUCUCUGGGUUCUCGCCGGAGCCCCACGCCCACCUGCCUCUGAGUCCUGGAAGACAGGGACGGCUCCCUCCGCCCCCCAGCACCAGGGAAAAUGGGGAGCAAGGCCCUGCCGGCGCCCAUCCCGCUCCACCCGUCGCUGCAGCUCACCAAUUACUCCUUCCUGCAGGCCGUGAACACCUUCCCCGCCGCGGUGGACCACCUGCAGGGGUUGUACGGUCUCAGCGCCGUGCAGACCAUGCACAUGAACCACUGGACGCUGGGGUACCCCAACGUGCACGAGAUCACCCGCUCCACCAUCACCGAGAUGGCGGCGGCGCAGGGCCUCGUGGACGCACGCUUCCCCUUCCCGGCUCUGCCCUUUACCACCCACCUCUUCCACCCCAAGCAGGGAGCCAUUGCCCAUGUCCUCCCAGCCCUGCACAAAGACCGGCCCCGUUUUGACUUUGCCAACUUGGCCGUGGCCGCCACGCAAGAGGACCCCCCUAAGAUGGGAGACCUGACCAAGCUGAGCCCGGGGCUAGGUAGCCCCAUUUCGGGGCUCAGUAAAUUGACUCCGGACAGAAAGCCCUCCAGAGGGAGGUUGCCCUCCAAAACGAAAAAAGAGUUUAUCUGCAAGUUUUGCGGCAGACACUUUACCAAAUCCUACAACUUGCUCAUCCACGAGAGGACCCACACGGACGAGAGGCCAUAUACGUGUGACAUCUGCCACAAGGCCUUCCGGAGGCAAGAUCAUCUGCGGGAUCACAGGUAUAUCCAUUCCAAAGAAAAACCUUUCAAAUGUCAGGAGUGUGGGAAAGGAUUUUGUCAGUCUAGAACUCUAGCGGUUCACAAAACUUUACAUAUGCAGGAAUCUCCACACAAAUGUCCCACAUGUGGAAGAACCUUUAAUCAGAGAAGUAAUCUGAAAACUCACCUUCUCACCCAUACAGACAUCAAGCCCUACAGCUGCGAGCGGUGCGGCAAAGUGUUCAGGCGAAACUGUGAUCUGCGGCGGCACAGCCUGACUCACACCCCGCGGCAGGACUUCUAGAGAAGCCCAGGAUGUGUCCCGUGCCGCCGCUGCUCCCCUCCCCAGACACUUCUCCACGCCUCCCACCCAAGGGUCGCACCCCCAACCCCUCACUGACCCCAGCUCUUCCCUUGCUGUAGCCGCACCUGCAGCUCCAGGGAGUUAACUCUUCUUCUCGAGGACUGAGGACUGUAGAAAGCCACACAAGUACAUCCCUUCACAAAGAGUAUAUGCUAGUUUCUUGUAGAUAUUCACAGCUCAUUUUAGAGCUCUGUACAUAAUGUCGUGGGUCUUCGUUUUGUUGUUUUGUUUUGUUCGUUUUUGUAUCUUGUUGGAUGCACCUAGAUAUGGAAAAUGGAAGCCAAAUUUAUCUUUAAAGAGUGUAUUUUCAAAAUAAAACCUUUUCUUGUUUGUUUCAA